Molecule: messenger RNA, 2965 nt
Organism: Synchiropus splendidus (mandarinfish)
Lineage: Eukaryota; Metazoa; Chordata; Actinopteri; Syngnathiformes; Callionymidae
Product: zeta-sarcoglycan-like
Exons: 10
Coding region: 681-1607 (308 amino acids)
Biological process (GO): heart contraction; cardiac muscle tissue development
Cellular component (GO): sarcoglycan complex; sarcolemma
Source: RefSeq, a predicted model, not a curated record
GUUUCCUUCACAAGGCGGAUGCCAUAUUUUCACGAGCAGAAAUAUCCAGCGCAUGUCAUUUUAAAGUCACACAAAUGCGGAAACCGAACCACCAGCACGGGAGAGCUGCUAUCUCUGGCGGUUUGCCGCAUGAAAGUCGCUCAGACGAGGCAAGAAUAUUUUCACUCGGAUAUCAUUUCUCGUCAGUUCCAGACGCAUCGGCGCUCUAGAUGUCAAGGAAUCCUUCCGGAUACAUUUGCUUGUUUCCAGCGGAGAGUGACAAGCUCUACAUCGGAUGUGAGACCAGAAAAGGACUCACUUCUUGAUCGCGAAGUGCGAAAAAAAAAGCUGCAUUACGCGCGGUUCGUCCUCAUCGGCGACUGUUCUCCUGCAUCUAUCGUCCCUCUUCCGGGAAACAGCGUGGAGUCCCGCUGUUAGAGACUGUUGAGGGAGCACAUAUGCAAUGUGCUGAACCAGAGUCCGGGACUUCAAACGUCAAGCAACUUUUUCUUCCUCAUCAUCUCCGGCGGGACUUUAAUUUCCUGAGCAGUUCGUAACUCAUGUCAUGGAACCAUCAUUGGACAAAGGCGCACUGAAGAACACAUUUCUAAGGAAAAAGGGUAAUGAAGGAGGACGGCAGAAAUCGAAAUCGGCCUAAAGUUCUCUGUGCAGUGCUUUACUGAAGCUACAUCAAGUCAGAGAUGACUCAGGAGCAGUACAUCAUGUCUGCGCAGCCAAAUUCCCUCCACCAGCGGGGGGAAUCAGUAUGUGGGUCACAGGUCUAUCAAGCGGUAGGAAUCUACGGCUGGCGGAAGAGAUGCUUGUACUUCUUCAUUCUGCUUCUCUUAGUCACCAUGAUUGUCAACUUGGCUCUGACCAUCUGGAUUCUCAAAGUAAUGAAUUUCACGCCGGAUGGUAUGGGCAACCUGCGGGUGACAAAGGAAGGGGUCAGACUGGAGGGCGUGUCGGAAUUCCUGAAACCUUUAUAUGUCAAGGAGAUUCAGUCACGCAGGGACAGCCCGCUGAUCCUGCAGUCGGACAGAAAUGUGACUGUCAAUGCUCGGAAUGAUAAGGGAGAGCUGACUGGUCAACUCACAGUAGGCUCAGAGAUGGUGGAGGCACAGUGUCAAAGGUUCGAGGUGAGAAGCUCAGAUGGAGAGAGAGUCCUGUUUUCAGCAGAUGAAGACGAGAUCAGCAUCGGCACAGAGAAACUCCGAGUUACAGGUGAUGAAGGCAUGGUGUUCAGUCACUCUGUAGAGACGUCACAUGUGAGGGCAGAACCAUUCCAGGACCUAAAGCUGGAGUCCCCCACCCGAACACUGUCACUAGAAGCUCCCAGAGGAGUGGAGAUCAAUGCCGGAGUGGGAGAAUUUGUGGCGUCCUGUCGGAAAGACCUCCUCUUACAGUCCUCUGAAGGAGAGAUCCUACUAGAUGCAAACACCAUCAAGCUGGGCAACAUUCCUCUGGGCAGUGCCGUGGACCCACUAGAAGGGGCACCAGCGGGCACGACCUACACCAAACAGAUUGUGUAUGAGCUGUGUUCCUGUGCUAAUGGAAAGCUCUACCUGUCCCCAGCAGAGAAAGGCUCCACCUGCCAAACCACAAGUAACUUUUGUCUCUGGAGUUGAAAGUGGACUAAACUUCAAACGUAAUGAACAGAGGAAUUCUGGGCCGUUGCUAGCCGCCGGACUCUGAGGAGAGCUACUUCUGGCUAGCAGACCAAAAUGUCCCGGAAUCCGGGAUAAGGACGAGGAGGUGACAGUCCAUUUUCCAAUCAGAAAUUUGGGAUUACAGUUCCGUAGGAUGCACACCAUCACAGGCUGUCAGGGCGUGAAGCCAAUGCUAGCUGAUGGAGGAAGUUCACAGAGACGGACAUUUUCCAGAUGACCAAAUGGACCUGAGGCGAUGGACGAGUUGAUGGGACGCAACAGAGGAGUAGAACUGAAGACCUCUUAUGGACAUGUGAACUCACAUAACAUGAUCUGAGAUCCGAGAAUCUUAGAAUAGCAGAGCAGAAAAGUUGUAUUUUACUUCACUGUCCCGGAGUCCUCCUUUAUAUUUCAGAUGAACUGCAACAUUGCAAGUCGGGACAUGAGUCUUGGUUAGCGAAUGGAAGGGAAACAAAUUAAACAGUGGUUUGAUUCAUUGGGAAGCUAAAGCUAGCUAAUGGACCAAUCUAUACCAGAAAGGCCUUCCCCCUUCUCUAGAGUUCCAACCCAAAAAUUAAUGUGUGAAUCCGAUCCAUCAUCUUCCGCCUGUUUGUAAUUCAGAACUGAGUUUCCUGUGAGGUGUGGGUCAGUCGACACACGCCCACAUACUUGUUUUGAUGUUGUCCUCCAACUCUUUUGUGACUUUUAUUCUCUUUUCUGGUGUCACUCCAGUCACUUUUUCUGUACCCUGUUCUUGCCAUGCCCGUUCCUCAACUGUGUACAAAUUGACUCCAACGUUUUCCAAAUUAACUUGUUGCUUUCUGCCCUGCAAACUCACACAAUUGAGUCACAUUUUUCUCCGGUUAAAAGCGUCACGGGAAAUUCAAAGUAUAUUUUAGAGGAGUUUGUUUUAUACCUGAAGCUCCAGCGGGUAAUCCAUGUGAAUGGCCUGUGAAGUCUGAAAUGUGUGUGGCAGAAAUCUCGCUAGAGGGCAUUAUGAAUGGAUUGUGUUUGUGUACGGACUCCGCAGAAUGAAGGCCCUGAGGCGCACUUUCUUUUUUAAACAAAGCGAUACACAGGUGCCUUUGCUGCUGUUGGUAAAAGCACAUCACAGUCUGAACGUUAACACUAGCCUCAGCGGACCAUCUGCAAGUGUCUUUGGGCAGAAUUAUUUAUCAACAUACCUGUCUAUUUAUUUAGUUUUUGGCACUUUUCUUUCCCCUGGUUUUCCCAUCCACUCGAUAAAUCAAGCUGGAAAAAGAACAAUCCAAUCCACGUUUGAAAGUUUAUUUUUCAAGAGUUCCCUUAUGGUUUAUUGAUAACAAAAAAGCACAAAU